Dermochelys coriacea (leatherback sea turtle) is the source of this 3441-nucleotide messenger RNA. It is a transcript of the gene KCNE3, whose product is annotated as potassium voltage-gated channel subfamily E regulatory subunit 3. Gene Ontology annotation, cellular component: membrane. The transcript has 3 exons. Gene Ontology annotation, molecular function: voltage-gated potassium channel activity involved in ventricular cardiac muscle cell action potential repolarization; transmembrane transporter binding; potassium channel regulator activity. Gene Ontology annotation, biological process: membrane repolarization during action potential; regulation of ventricular cardiac muscle cell membrane repolarization; negative regulation of delayed rectifier potassium channel activity. NCBI's taxonomy places the organism in Eukaryota, Metazoa, Chordata, Testudines, Dermochelyidae. The record is from RefSeq and is a predicted model, not a curated record. Bases 261 to 644 code for a protein of 127 amino acids.
GGGGGACGCUGCGCUCCCCUCCCAGCCGCGGCGGGCGGGGCCGGGGCCGGGGCCGGGGCCCCCACGUGCUGCAGCCACAGCCGGGCUGCGGGGAGCGAGCGGCGGGAUGGGCCCCGUGAACCAGCUCCUCCGCCUCACCCCACCAAUGGGCCGAAGGUAGAGGGCUAUCCACGCUGUAGACCAAGUCAUCUGUGGACGUCUGUGACUUCUUGUGUGUCCAUUUCAGAUCUCUGUAUCUGUCCAUCUCCACAACGGGACGGAUGCCAACACCACAUGGCCCCUUUGUCUCGCUCUUUGGAUGGGAGACGCUGUGCAGAAAGUUUCCUGGGAAUUGUGAGGACAUGGAGGUGGGGAACCUGACGGAGACGUUAUACCAAAGCCUGCACUCAUUGCUGAAGGCCCUGAACCAAACACUUCAUGGUGCCAUCCUGUGCCCACCAGACCAGGCCACGAGGUGGACGAAUGGCAGUCACAUCAAGCUAGCCAGCAAGGACGACUAUUCCUACACGUACAUCUUGUUCGUGAUGAUUCUGUUUGCCGCCACAGUGGGGAGUUUGAUUCUGGGCUACACCAAAUCCAGGAAGGUGGACAAGCGGAGUGAUCCCUACCACAUAUACAUUAAGGACAGGGUGUCUAUGAUCUGAGCAGGGCAGGAACCCUGCUGCAAGGACAUGCACAGCUACCGGCAUCUGCCUCCUGUAGCAAGAGAAGCCCUUUUCCCUGGUCCAGUCAAACUCUUCUCGGAGGGACCAACACACGGCUCCGUCUUGCUAAGAGACAGCCACGUGGACACAUUUAGUGCAGAGGAGCACUAGUAGGCAUGAUAUUGGACAUGGGCAGAGUGCGCCAAUCUUAGAGGCCGCAGAAUAGUCAUGUGACGGCUCUGGACGCUCUCGAGCAGGCCCAUCCUGGAUCACUCUGCACCAGUUGUGAAGUUCCCACCAACGUCGUCCUCCUCCAAAGGAGCAUCUCUGUUUACGCCAAAGGGCAUGGGGAUAGGCUGAUGGAAGAUCUUAAGUGUAUCCCAGAAUCCUUUGCUCCAAUGCAAAGGAGCAUGGGAUACACGUGAGCACUGCAAGUUCUUAUUUAUUGUGAUGUUGGACGCCAUAUGAGAUCAUAGCUAAAUAGAUGUGGAAAUUCAGGUGCAUGGUGCACGCUGCUCAAAAGUGAGUGGGCUCCUGGCUAGGGCAGAGCAUGACACAGUUCGGGGACUGGGUGGGAGCACAAGAGGAGGGCACCUCUUGUCUCCACCUAGAGUCCAGAACGUUGGUGCUGUGACCCAGCAUCAGCGUGUGAAGAUGCCCUGUCAGCAGAACAGAAAAUGAAUGGCUGGCGGAUGAGCCAAUCGGAUUGUUUAAUUUGUCCCUCCACGUCCUGUCAGCCUCUCGCUAUGCAUGUGCGGCCUGGAGUCUAAUGGGGCUCUGAAUAGGGAGGCCUCCCAAUCUCAGGGCAGCAGCUAGAGAACAAAUCUGUGGGGCUCAUCUCGAGAGGGGCUGAGCGCACCAGCUCCCACUGAUCUCUGUGCUGAGGGCCAAGAGGAUCUGUACGCCACAGGGAGUCAAGUUGUGUUCCCUGCACUGGGUAAACAGUUGUGCAUUUUAAUACAUCCAUGGCCACCUAACACACACAGUUGUUGGCUACUCAGAACUUCCUGGGGACAGCAGAGAUAUAGCUCAGUUCCUCCUAUUCCAAAAGCACAAGCUUCUACAUUUGUAGCUGAAAGAGACUUUUUAGCAAUAUAGGGCCUAUGAUAUACAGUUAUAGUAGUAGGAUUUUAUGUUUGUAUUUUGUAUAAUUUAAAAUGAAAAAUAAAGAAUAAUAAUGUACCAUGUAUUAAAUGUAUUGGUGUAUGAUUUGACCAUAUCCUGCCAGCCACCCUUUCUGAACAGCAGAAAGGAAUGGCCUAAUGGGCCAUUUGGUAAAGCUCCAUCAGCCAGAAUCUGUGUCUGGGCUGAUUUCAAGGCAGUAACAGACGUUUUAAGGUCACCACUUUGUUGUAGGUUUAGCAUUUUAAAAUAAGUAAAAGAAUGCCAUGAUUGUUUUCAUUUGCAUUGCGACUUGAUGUUCCUGUUCAAAAUGUUCUGUGUAAAUUAAUUCUGUUUUGUGUGUAAAUAAGAAAUAUGUGUGUUAAGAGAUAAGUCUGAAGGCCAUUGCUGAACCAGAUAUUCUAGGAAGGAACUAGAAGACAGAUGCAGGAGUCCCAGGAGUUUGCAACAUGCCCCUAUUGAAAUGUCAGCGGAGGGCAAAUUAACGACUCUAAAAAUGAGACAGGCACCUAUCAAUGGGGACAAAAUAGCUGUGAUCAAAACCAGCAUGGGAUAACUCCCUAAAAAAAUUAAUAAAAACAAAAUAAAAAGUAAGGAGGACAAUUUAAGAAAACAAGCACUUGUCAAACAACAAUUGAUGACAGCAUGACGGUGCAAAACCCAUUGGUCCAAUAGAGGAAAAUCACUAUAUAAACAGGGUGCCUAGCCAUGAAACUUUGGGUUCGUCCUGCCAAGACUUCCCCGGAGCAUCGUGCUGCGACUGACGGAAUCCAGCUCCUCCCUAUCCAUGAUCAAUCUAGCUGGCCACUAGAUUGAUCCAGACUCUAAACUGGUAACUAUAACAUCGACUGGCGGGACAGUGUGUUUGUGGGGGGGGGAGAUAGGGGGGAUUGAAUGCAUAUGCUAAUUGUUGUAUCUUCAAUAAACGCGGUGUAUUGCCUUUUCCUCUGAAAAAGAUCCCGUGUGCUUCUUAUAAGCAUAACAUUUUUGGUGGAGAAUUGCAAAAUGGGGAAGACAUGCACUGUGAUUGUUGAACAUACUGCUAAAUAUUGCUAAAAGGUAUACCAUACCUAUAAAGUGAUCGAUCAUUCAGGUGAGCACGCCCCCAGUUGUAGAAGUGCCGGGCUAUAGGGGGAGGAUUAGAGUCCUUGCUCCAACCCAUCUGUCAGGAAAAAACUAUACAAAUAAGAUGUAUACAAACUGUCUAGGUAUAUACACCCCAGGUCCUAGAGGUGCCAGACCAUAAGCGGAAGGAUUAGAGUCCUUGCUCCUACCCAUCUGUCGGGGAAAAAUUGCAUAGAUCAAUAUACCCUUGUCAUAGCAGGAUCGAACCCAAAAGGUACGGGCUUAGCGUUUCCCCCCCUCCUGCUCUGUCAGGCAGAGUUUUUAGUGGGUAUAGACUUUUUGUGUUUUGUAAGUCCCAGCACAAGUGUGGGCAAAUAAGGAGUAGAUUUCUGUAAAACCUCACUCGGAAAGAUACAGGAAUGUGGGAUAUUGUUGUGAUUUCAAAACUUUAAAAAAAAUGUUUAAGAAAAGGGACCAGGAGGUGUGGGGGCUAGUUGAGGAGCCCACCCUCCUUGCUAAAUUGGCAAUGGAACAAAGCCUGUGUCCAUGAAAAGGGAUAGUUCAGCAAGGAAAGCAGAAUCGGGCCCAGACAAGCAGGCAGGCAACAAAU